AUGGAAACGCAACAUAAACCGAUAAAACUACAAGAAGAAAAAACACAAAUUCUAGAAACGCACAAUUUAAAGCGAAAAGAUCAUAAUUCUUCUAAGAUAUUACUUAAUCUACAAAAACAUCCCUUAAAUAAUAUGAAUAAAAAUGAAAUUAAAGAAAAAAAUAUCUUUCAUAAUAUUGCUUGGGAAAGAACUAUGUUCUUUGACCCAACUUCUCAUAAAAAGAAAUACAAAUAUAACUUAAAUCCAAGGUUGCAAGAUAAUAAUAAAAAAUAUGCAAAUAGAGAUAUAACAUCGAUAUCUACCAGAUCAACAAAAAAAAAUACUGCAAGUUAAAAUAAUUUAUAUAGUGAUUAAUUUAUAGUUUUUAAUGUGCAAGUUUAUAUUGUUUGUAUAUUUUAGAUUGAUUGGCAAAGAAAAAACUUCAUUUAUCAAUGUAGUGUACAUCAUAAAAAAAGUAAUAUUUGUUGAAAAAAGUAUAAAAACCAUAUUUAAAGAAUAUAUACAUUACU
Vespa crabro (European hornet) is the source of this 509-nucleotide messenger RNA. RefSeq lists its product as uncharacterized. The record is from RefSeq and is a predicted model, not a curated record. The coding region runs from base 1 to 333 and encodes 110 amino acids. The transcript has 2 exons. Lineage: Eukaryota; Metazoa; Arthropoda; Insecta; Hymenoptera; Vespidae.